Cooperia oncophora is the source of this 447-nucleotide messenger RNA. The record is from the annotation of a GenBank genome assembly. NCBI's taxonomy places the organism in Eukaryota, Metazoa, Nematoda, Chromadorea, Rhabditida, Trichostrongylidae.
AUGACAGCGUCAAUUGGUUCGGCACAAGGCAAAGUGCAUCGGUCGCGAGCACCGACGGUGAAGAGCAUCUCUGCCAGCAUAGCAGAAAAGAAAGAUGAAAAGGUGGUCCCGGAAAAGGAGACUUCGUGGAGGUCCAUCUAUCUAUUGACUGCUAUCUGCAUGUUCUGCGGUGUUCAGUUUUCAAUAUUUUUCCCUACGUUAUGGCCGUUCCUAAAUCAGGUGGAUCCCACAGCUUCGGAGACGUUUUUUGGCAUCAUCACAGCCGCGUUCUCUGUUGGACAGGGUCUCGCAUCUCCAGCUUUCGGUUACUGGAUGAAUCGUUCAAGAUCUGUGCGUCAACCGCUUAUUUGCGGCAUCACAGUAAUGAUCAUUUCCAAUAUCAUUUUCUGCUUUGUGGAGGCAUUCAAAGAGAAGGAGAGGAGAUGGGUGAUGAUGGUGGCGAGGUGA